Molecule: messenger RNA, 1392 nt
Organism: Rhinocladiella mackenziei CBS 650.93
Lineage: Eukaryota; Fungi; Ascomycota; Eurotiomycetes; Chaetothyriales; Herpotrichiellaceae
Exons: 4
Coding region: 1-1392 (463 amino acids)
Biological process (GO): DNA repair; cellular response to ionizing radiation; DNA replication checkpoint signaling
Cellular component (GO): checkpoint clamp complex
Source: RefSeq, a predicted model, not a curated record
AUGCCGACCCUCUGGUUCUCCGUCGGCCCCUCUGGCGUGGCGUAUUUCCACGAUCUCUUGAUCUGCCUCGCCAAGUUCGACGAGGAUGUCUCCCUCGAGGCUACGUCUCAGUUUCUUCGCAUUUCAAGCCUGAACAUAUCAAAGACUGCCCAUGCUGCCUUCACUCUCAGCCCAUCCUUCUUCAACAAAUAUCAUUUCUCUCCUGGACCGAGAAAUGCAUCUGACCCUCCUUUGCCCAAGAUCUGGACGUGCAAACUCCAGAAUCGAGCACUCCUCUCCAUAUUCAAGCGUCGAUUGGCAGACUCAAGGGACAAAGAUACCGCCCUUGACACGUGCGAAUGCGAACUCCAAGCAAAUUCAGACCAAACGGAAUGCCGACUCGUCUUCCGACUCAAUUGUCGACAGGGCGUCGUCAAGACAUAUCGACUGUUCUAUGAAUCCGGAGAAAUCCUCCACGCGGCGUUCGACAAGGUCGGAUCGAUCAAUCACUGGACUGUGUCAUCUCGGACCCUACGGGAUGUCGUUGAGUACUUCGGCCCAAAGACAGAUCAGUUGGACUGGUACUUCCAGAAUGGAAAAGUCACAUUCACGAGCUACACGGAAAAGAUUCAAAGCGGGAGAGAAAUCCUCAAACAACCCAUGCAUACCUCCGUCGCUCUGGAACGGAAAGACUUUGAUGACUUCAGUGUCCAGGAACGCCUUCAUAUCGGGACUAUGGUCAAGGAUUUCCGGGCCAUUGUGGCCCAUGCGGAAGCGAUGCGGGUCCCGGUUACAGCAAGAUACUCACGAGGCAAUCGACCAAUGCAAAUCAGCUAUGAAGACAAUGGACUUCUGGCGGAAUUCACACUCAUGACCAGAGGCACGACGAAUGUCCUCAAUACGUCCACGGCGAGCACACCGGCACGAGAUCUCUCCAUGCGGCCCGGAGCCCGCCCACCCGAGAGCCGGGCUUCCACAGCAGAACCCACUUCGGCGAAUACUCGGCCGACGCCAGCUCCUGAUACAAGGAUGCCGCCUCCUGUGCUCACCUCGUUCCGCGACCGGGAAGGCGGACCGCCAACACUCGCGAAAUCGAACUCGGGAGACUCCACAGCCGCCCCAUCAGCUAGCAUCAAUCCGAACAGUCUCUUCAUCCCGGCAGACGAUGACGAUCAACAAUGGGACGAGCCCAAUUUCGAGGAAGAGCCGGACAUUGUGACGUGGGACAACACGGCUGAUCAAGAAUCCGUAUCGAGCUCGACACGACGAAUUCGCGAUUCUGAGCUCCAUUCCUUCGCUGCAUCAAUGCAGGAACAGAAUCGUCGGGCCAACACAAACAGUGCAGGAUCCAAGUUUCCGCACGAGAUCGCCCCGACCCAACGUCUCUCGCAAGUCCGCGGGAUCUUUGACUAA